AUGACAAGCACAUCAUCAUCUGACGAUAAUUCAACCGGAGGAUUUGGGAGUGAUACAGUACAAGCAGGAGAAGAGCCUCCAGAUGAUGAGUUUGCAGGCAUAUUACAGCAGAUAGCUUACGACCUUUACGACGAAGCCAAGAUUGACAGCCUUGCUGGUCAGCUGGGAAUCCUACAUGGUGAUAUACAGAGAGCGCUCAUGACCAAUGUGAAGUUCAACCGUGUUACCAGUGACGGAACUCAUCAUAUGCUGAAACAAUGGAGAGAAGGUGUGUCUAGGGAAGAUGAACGGAUUGAACUCAGGAAGGCACUGCAAGCUGCCGAGUUGGUCAACCUUGCAGACCUGUAUCUCAGCGAAGAAUCAGGCAGCAACCAAUCAACACUAGGCGAAGGAAAUAUAUCUGGAGCAACAAAAACAAAUGUGAUGGAAGUUGCUGAAAGUAACAUAAAACUUUUGCCUACAAGUGAUAACAAAAAAAUUGCUAAAAUUUCGCAAGGUAUUACUCGUGAAGAGAUCACAAAGGUGAAGUCAUCCGCACUUGAUAUAACCUACAGCAUGUGGGACUUUGGAGGACAGGAAAUUUACUACAUCACACAUCCACUUUUUCUGUCGUGGCGGUCUCUUUACAUUCUGGUUAUCCCGCUACACCUGGAGCUGAGUGAUAAAGCACCACGCGAAGAAGAUGUCGAAAAUGCUCAAAAGCAAUUGAAAGGGUCUGCUGUAAGAACACAUCAUACCAUUCUGGAAUUGGUACAUUUUUGGUUGAUGUCAGUCUACACCUAUGCAGUACCAGAUUCUCACCAUGAACCAAAGGUCUUGUUAAUAGGAACAUUUGCCGGUGAUGAGGGCCCUGAAAUCAUUGGGGAAAAGGUCAAGGACAAAUUCCAAGAACUGAAGAAACAGUUAGGAUCUAAACCCUAUUGGAAGCAAGUUCUCUUUCCCAUGUGUGGGAUUGACAAUCGAUUUUCUCAAGGGUCUGAAGUGAAUAAAAUUCAAGAUCGCAUUGAUGGACUCGUAAAGGACUCGGCAUACAUGAAAGUUCUGAUGCCAAUUAAAUGGAGAACAUUUUUAACUGAAAUAGAGGACAGUGAUCGAAAGACUCUGACAGUGACAGAGGCACACUCAACAAUGAAAACUUUGGGAAUCAACGACCUCAAAGAAGUGUAUGCCAUUCUAAAGUUCUACCAUGACAUAGGACACCUCAUAUAUCAUGAGGGAUGUGAGCUUAUUGUACUUAAGCCACAGUUUCUGAACAGCAUCGUCAGUAAUAUCAUAACAGUCAUGGAUGACAAGACAAUGGAGGAGGGCCUAGCCAAAUAUUGGAGAGAUCUCAUGGAAAAGGGUAUCCUUAGUAUAGAAUUGAUCGAAGCUGUCUGGGAGCAACAUAAAGGAGACCAUGAUCAGCUUGAUGACAUUAUCGAGAUGAUGAUUACAUUUGAUCUGAUCUGUGAAAUACCCGAUAGGCCUGAUGGGAGAGGGUUCUUCGUUCCCUGUCGUUCCUCUCCUAUGCUUGAUGAGAAGGAAUGUCAUGACAAAGACAAUGAAGUCAAAUUUACCAUUGACUUCAAUCACUUCUUACCAGGUUGGUUUAUUUUUCUUUACCUAUUAGAAAGAGCGUUUUGUUUAAUUUUGAAAUCUAAUAUUGUAAGGGAUAAUAUCAUAAGCUACUCGUUAUGCAGUCCAGACUCGAAGAGAAUGACAAAGUUGUGA
Messenger RNA from Strongylocentrotus purpuratus (purple sea urchin), 1710 nucleotides. Its product is annotated as probable serine/threonine-protein kinase pats1. Gene Ontology annotation, biological process: protein ubiquitination. The transcript is spliced from 10 exons. Gene Ontology annotation, cellular component: BRCA1-BARD1 complex. Bases 1 to 1710 code for a protein of 569 amino acids. The record is from RefSeq and is a predicted model, not a curated record. Lineage: Eukaryota; Metazoa; Echinodermata; Echinoidea; Camarodonta; Strongylocentrotidae.